Messenger RNA from Ictidomys tridecemlineatus (thirteen-lined ground squirrel), 4012 nucleotides. RefSeq names its product solute carrier family 35 member D3 (gene Slc35d3). The record is from RefSeq and is a predicted model, not a curated record. Lineage: Eukaryota; Metazoa; Chordata; Mammalia; Rodentia; Sciuridae.
ACUGGUAAUGGCUACUUGUACCAGAGACACAGUUUCUGCUCUUUAGCUUAUUUUACAUCUUUGCUUCACUUAAAUGUGUGUCUCCACCCGCAAGACGCUGCAGUCCUGCAAAAGACACCCGCUCCUGCAGAGCCUCGCGCAGCCCUGGGUGCUCAAAGCCAGGCACCGGGAAAGGCCUGUCUCGAGACCACAUGGCACGCCCCGAUCGCAGGUUAUUUCAACGUCUGGGCGACGGCACCCGGAUCUGAAGUAUUAGGGUGCCUCCAGCACCGACGUGUUUUCUUCCCCAGCUGAGGAGAGACCGUGGGUGGAAAAUCCUCUGCAGCAAGGGGGUUGGGGGCGCCAUCACUUGUUGCGACCAAUAAACGGUGCUCGAUCCCGGAGAGCUGCUGUUUCUAAAAUCAUCUUAAACUGUGUUUGGGAUUCCCCCAAUCCGCGCCCCUCGGCUUGGCCGCUUUUAGGACAGAAGAGGGAACCGCGCACCAGAGUGGGCCGAGUGGGCACUGAUGCCCGAGGGGCGCGGGUCUGUCCCGCCCUGUGGCAGCCGCCCGGCUUCCCUCGUUGAGCCUCUCUCCUGACCGGGAACUCGCGCGGGAUACAGCCCAUUGCGGCUCGUCACCGACUUACACAUCGCUGUCGCUAGGAUUCCCGCCACUCCUCUCAAACCGCCCCCCCUCGCACCCUGCCACUUUUCGGAGUCCCCCGCCCCCGCUACUGCCUCCCCGGAGCUGCGGGGCAGUUGGACGCGGAGCCGCUGAGCCGCGAGGACGCCCGGCUGGAGCUGCCCUCUGCACCCGAGCCAAAGCUCCCUGCCUUUUGCCGCGGCGCUGGGCGGGCGCCCCCGCCGCCCUCGCUCGGCUCCCGCACCUCCGGGAGCUCAGCCGCCGCCCGGUGCUGCGGGGCCGGCGCGAUGCGGCAGCUGUGCCGGGGCCGCGUGCUGGGCAUCUCGGUGGCCAUCGCGCACGGUGUAUUCUCGGGCUCCCUCAACAUCCUGCUCAAGUUCCUCAUCAGCCGCUACCAGUUCUCCUUCCUGACCCUGGUGCAGUGCCUGACCAGCUCCACAGCGGCGCUGAGCCUGGAGCUGCUGCGGCGCCUUGGGCUCAUCGCUGUGCCCCCCUUCGGCCUGAGCCUGGCGCGCUCCUUCGCGGGGGUCGCAGUGCUCUCCACACUGCAGUCGAGUCUCACGCUCUGGUCCCUGCGCGGUCUCAGCUUGCCCAUGUACGUGGUCUUCAAGCGCUGCCUGCCCCUGGUCACCAUGCUCAUCGGCGUUCUGGUGCUCAAGAACGGCGCACCCUCGCCGGGGGUGCUCACGGCCGUGCUCAUCACCACCUGCGGCGCCGCCCUGGCAGGAGCGGGCGACCUGACUGGAGACCCCAUCGGGUAUGUAACGGGUGUGCUAGCGGUGCUAGUGCACGCCGCCUACCUGGUGCUCAUCCAGAAGGCGAGCGCCGACACCGAUCACGGGCCGCUCACCGCGCAGUAUGUCAUCGCCGUCUCUGCCACGCCACUGCUGGUGGUCUGCUCUUUCGCCAGCACUGACUCCAUCCACGCCUGGGCCUUUCCUGGCUGGAAGGACCCCGCCAUGGUCUGCAUCUUCGUGGCCUGCAUACUGAUCGGCUGCGCCAUGAACUUCACCACUCUACACUGUACCUACAUCAACUCAGCCGUGACCACCAGCUUCGUGGGCGUGGUGAAAAGCAUCGCCACCAUCACGGUGGGCAUGGUGGCUUUCAGCGAUGUGGAGCCCACCUCUCUGUUCAUUGCCGGUGUCGUGGUAAACACCCUGGGCUCCAUCAUUUACUGUGUGGCCAAAUUCAUGGAGACCAGAAGGCAAAGCAACUAUGAGGACCUGGAGUCGCAGCCCGAGGGAGAGGAAACGCAGCCAAGUGGAGACCAGCUGCCUUUCGUGAUGGAAGAGCUUCCCGGGGAGGGUAGAAAUGGGGGGACCCAGGGUGGGGAGGAAGCAGGUGGCUCCACUCAGCAGAGUGGACCAGAGUUGAGGGGCAGCCCCCGAGGGGGCGUCCCACUGGUGGCUAGGAGCUCAAAGAUCUCAGACACCUCUGAAGAAGGGAGUAAAAGGUCCUUAAAGGAUGCUUACCUGGAAGUGUGGAGGUUAGUUAGGGGAACCAAGUAUAUGAAGAAGGAUUAUUUGAUAGAAAAUGAGGAGUUACCCAGUCCUUGAGAAGGACAUGCACGUAUGUACACAUGUACAUACAGCUAUUUUAUAUGUUAGAAAUAAUAUAUUUUAAUGAGGGGCCUCCCAGCUUUAUUCUUUAAGGAGUGGUUAAGGAAAGCAAAGGAAGAAGCUCAAAGGACCUAUAGCAACAAAAUUAGCACUUAUGUGAAUUAUUUAGCAUGACUGAGGCAUCACAGAGAAAAAACAUGUGAAGGUGCUUAACAAAGUGAAACAGCACUUUCAGCUUCAAACUCCUGGCACACUUAGUUAUUUAUUUUUGUCUUUAUAACCAUAACCAAAAAUCUGCAUGUAUCAAGAAUCCCUCAACACCCUCUCCAAAGAUGGAGCGUAGAAAUGAUGACAGCACUUACUGAGUUCAAAGAUUAUAUUCAGGGGCACACUUUUGGUGAUAAGACUAGUUUCUAUUAUCAGCUAGGCAGAGUAUAGUGUUAAAAGGACAAUGUAAAUACACUAGAUUGAUGUUUACUGUUUAGAGUCAUCUGAAGUAUUAUGUUUACUCUAAUUUUUCUUCACUGGUUUUAAAAAAUUAGUAUUCUAAUGUUCUAUUAAAUAUUAGUGGAAAAUGUUGAAGCUAUUUUGAAACUGAGUUCUUAGCUUUAUAAUUAUGAAGUCUAGCAAUUAUAAAAAUAUUUAAAAUGUUGUUUUGACUCCUGGCUUUAUAGUAUUUAUUCUUGAAUGCCACAACCUUUUUAAAAGCCAGUUUUACUGUGUAAUAUUUUUUCAAGCAAAUGCAAUGGCUGAUAUUAAAAUACAUUUUUGCCUGUAGCCCAGUCAGAAGAGAGACCACGGGUUAAGGCCAUCCAAGUUGCACUGCAUAUCCCAAAUCAUGUUACAAAAAGAGCAACUGCUAUAUUCACAUUAUGGUAUUUUUCUAUCUUAAAUUUGUCAAAAUAAAGUAUGAGUCUGUAUGUUAAAAGAUAAUAUUGUUAGAAAUUUGUUUUAGACACACUCAUGCUCUCUUGUUGCUGUAUAGUCUGUGUUUGCCUAUGAUGUGUGGGUGUAGUAUCUGGUGGGUGGGUGACAGCCCAUUGGGAACUCUCUAAAUUAACAUGGCAGUUUGGCUUAAAACAAAAACAGAAACAUUUUUUUCUAGUGAGGGAAACUAUGAUAAAGUAAACAAAUGUCUCAUGCUGAGAUAUGAAAGUCAUUCAUGCCAGCCUUCAGUUCACAAGGAGUUUGAGAGAAUGAAUAGUAGCAUCCACCUGUGAAGAGGCCUUCUGUCAACUCCUGUAGGCAAGGUACUUGACAGUGAGGGCACUCUUAUUCACAAGGCUAUUUCUGAGGCUCUCAAGACUAUGCUGGUUUAUGUUUUUCUUCCUUUUCCAAACAUAACAAUAAAAUAAAAAGCAGAAGCCAAAAAUGAAGUUCUGGGUCCAUCCAUUUGGCUCUAGGAGUGAGCUACUGAGCAGGUGUGAUUGUGGUGCUUUGGAUGGAUCCUGAAUUACUGAUUUUCACAGGGGAUUCAUUUUUGCUUCUGAAAGUGCCUCUACAAGUCAUCGAAGAUAUAGGAGCCCUCAUGUGGCUGCAGUUAGAAGUGGUUAGCCAGAGAUAGGACUUUUUAAAAAAUAAGCAUCAAUUUUGCUGUCAACAUGCUAGAGGGCAAUGUCCUGUUGCAAUAGUGUGAAACUGAGAAUUAAUGAAAAGUGGCAAAGUCGAACAAAAUAUUUUUUUUUGGUUAAUAUCACUGUCAAAUAAAUGAAUAGAAUGAUUGUUUUUCACUGAACAAAAUUCCCUUUUGGUUAAAAAUGUGAGUUUGCAUUUAUUGUAGAAAGACUCAUUCUUUCCUGCCAAUAAACUUGUAGAAGGUUUGUAUUA